Messenger RNA from Candida albicans SC5314, 2559 nucleotides. RefSeq names its product DNA repair protein (gene RAD16). The transcript has a single exon. Gene Ontology annotation, molecular function: ATP binding; ATP-dependent chromatin remodeler activity; metal ion binding. Lineage: Eukaryota; Fungi; Ascomycota; Pichiomycetes; Serinales; Debaryomycetaceae. Bases 1 to 2559 code for a protein of 852 amino acids. The record is from RefSeq and is a predicted model, not a curated record.
AUGGCACCUUCAAGAAACGACGUAGCAGAUAACGAGUCUUCCUCAGAUUCAGACACGAGUAAUAUUGGUGGCGGAUUCAUUAUUGAUGAUAUUUCAACAACCAGAACAAAACGACCAAGAAGGGCAGCAGCCAGAAAAGCAGCAAACAUAUCAUAUGCGGAACUGAGUGACGAUCAAGAAAGCGACUCUAUUGAUUCAGACACUUUUGCCAAUGUUCCUGCUCCAGUUAAGAAGAGAAAGACGCGUACUUCUACGCGUGUUCAAAGCAAGGAGAAAGAGACAAAGAAGAAGAAGACAGCAAGCAAAAGGUCUCUGUCUCCUGAUGAUGAGGACGAUGACCAAGAGUUCACUUUGAGUUUGGAUGACGCGAAAGAGAGCGAAACUACUGAUGAUGAUGAAGUUGAAUAUCUAGGCAGCAACCAAAUAGAGAAGAAUGGCUCUACAAGUGCAGAGGCAAUAGAUCUAGCCGAUGACUUGGAUCUCAAUAAUGAUCCCGAUGAAAAUGUACCACUUGCAUCCCGGAAAGCUCCUAAAAAACGCGCCAAGGGUGGUAAACGUACAAAGAAAGAACCCAAACCAAAAAUGUCAUACUAUGAGAGGACAACGAAUAGAUUGUUUGAACACCACCCUAGUUUAAAAGAAGUGUUUCCAUAUUUGAAGAACACCCCAAAAAUCACACCAGAGAGAGCUGAACAUCCACCAGGAAUGACAAUUAAGCUUUUGCCAUUUCAGUUAGAAGGUUUAAACUGGCUUAUAAAGCAGGAAGAUGGCGAAUUCAAUGGUGGAAUUCUUGCUGACGAGAUGGGUAUGGGUAAGACCAUUCAAACUAUAGGACUUUUUAUGCAUGACAGGUCUAAAGGUCCUAACUUAGUUAUUGGCCCAACAGUUGCUUUGAUGCAGUGGAAGAAUGAAAUUGAAAAACACACCGAGCCAGGUAUGCUUAAAGUUCUACUUUACCACGGUUCCAAUAGAAGUAACAGUAUUCAAGAACUUUCACAGUAUGAUGUUAUCCUUACAUCCUAUUCUGUCUUAGAGUCUGUCUAUAGAAAACAGAAUUACGGAUUCAAAAGAAAAAACGGAUUAGUUAAAGAAAAGUCGGCAAUACACAAUAUUGAGUUCUAUCGAGUAAUAUUGGAUGAAGCCCAUAAUAUCAAGGACAGAAACUCCAACACGUCCAGAGCAGCAGGUAAAUUGAAUACAAAGAAAAGAUGGUGCUUAACAGGAACACCUUUACAAAACAGAAUUGGCGAGAUGUAUUCCUUAAUAAGAUACAUGAAAUUAGAUCCAUUUCAUUCAUACUUUUGUACCAAAUGUGAUUGUAAAAGUGAGGAUUGGAAGUUUUCAGAUGGUAGAAGAUGUGACCUUUGUCAACAUCCACCAAUGCUUCACACUAAUUUUUUCAACCAUUUCAUGCUCAAGAAUAUUCAAAAAUUUGGUAUUGCCGGUUUAGGAUUAGAGGGGUUCAAUAACCUUAGACUGUUGUUGGAUCAUGUCAUGUUGAGAAGAACAAAAAUUGAAAGAGCAGACGAUUUGGGUUUACCACCAAGAGUUGUUGAAAUAAGACGUGAUUUUUUCAAUGAAGAAGAGAAGGACUUGUACCAAUCUUUGUACAGUGAUUCAAAGAGAAAAUUUAACGAUUAUGUUGCUGAGGGGGUUGUUUUAAACAAUUAUGCAAACAUUUUCACUUUAAUCACGAGAAUGAGACAAUUGGCAGAUCACCCAGAUUUGGUUUUGAAAAGAGUUGGAAGUAAUGCCAUAUCCAAUGAAAUUGACGGGGUUAUCAUGUGUCAAUUGUGUGACGACGAAGCUGAGGAACCAAUUGAAUCCAAAUGUCACCACAGAUUUUGCCGCAUGUGUAUUCAAGAGUACAUGGAAUCAUUUAUGGGUGCCAGUAAUAAGUUGGAGUGUCCAGUUUGCCAUAUUGGUCUUUCGAUUGAUUUAGAGCAACCAGCCAUUGAGGUUGAUGAGGAGUUGUUCACAAAGGCAUCCAUUGUGAAUCGUAUCAAACUGGGAGCUCAUGGAGGCGAAUGGCGUUCAUCGACUAAAAUCGAGGCAUUGGUAGAAGAGUUAUACAAACUUAGAUCGGAUAGACACACCAUUAAAUCCAUUGUAUUUUCGCAAUUCACUUCUAUGUUAGAUUUAAUUCAAUGGAGAUUAAAGCGAGCUGGAUUUAAUACAGUCAAGUUACUGGGGUCAAUGUCCCCACAACAACGUGACAACACAAUCAAGCAUUUUAUGGAGAAUACUGAGGUAGAAGUGUUUUUGGUAUCAUUGAAAGCUGGCGGUGUGGCAUUGAAUCUUUGCGAGGCAUCUCAAGUUUUCUUAAUGGAUCCGUGGUGGAAUCCAAGUGUGGAAUGGCAAUCAAUGGAUAGAGUUCACAGAAUUGGUCAAAAGAGACCAAUUAGAAUUACUAGAUUCUGUAUUGAAGAUAGUAUAGAGCUGAAAAUUAUCGAAUUGCAGGAAAAGAAGGCGAACAUGAUCCAUGCAACUAUUAACAAUGAUGAUGCUGCUAUCAGUAGGCUUACACCCGAUGAUUUGCAAUUCUUGUUUAUGAAUUAA